Lodderomyces theae is the source of this 3402-nucleotide messenger RNA. RefSeq names its product Fgr27p (gene FGR27). Gene Ontology annotation, biological process: DNA-templated transcription; regulation of DNA-templated transcription. The transcript has a single exon. The record is from RefSeq and is a predicted model, not a curated record. NCBI's taxonomy places the organism in Eukaryota, Fungi, Ascomycota, Pichiomycetes, Serinales, Debaryomycetaceae. Gene Ontology annotation, molecular function: zinc ion binding; DNA-binding transcription factor activity, RNA polymerase II-specific; DNA binding. The coding region runs from base 1 to 3402 and encodes 1133 amino acids.
AUGGCGUCUAUUGGUGAGCAGCACUACAGGAUCGAAACGACGGCUUCUGCUCCUCCACAACAACCUCCAAAACGUGUCCGAAGGUUACCACCAGAAAAGAGGCAAAAAGUGUCGACUGCUUGCGAUUCAUGUAAAAAGAGGAAAUUCAAAUGUACUGGAUCUAAUCCAUGUGACUUAUGUGUGAGAAAAGGUUACGAAUGCACGUAUACCGUUGUUGACAAACGUUCGCUUAAAAGCGAACGUCUAUUCAAAUUGAGGGAGCAAAAAAGGAUACAAGAGGAAAUGGAGGCACAGCGCAGAUUGGGACAGAAACAGCUCGAAACUGGCGACAGGUCUGAUUAUUCACAGACGGUGACUUCGGUACAACAUUCAGAGCUUCUACCUCAACAACAACAACAACAACAACAACAACAACAACAACAACAACAACAACUGGUUCACCCUUACCAUGGACCACAAGGUUUUCAUCUUCCCAUUCCUGCUGCCGGGACUACUUACGUUGUUCAACAACAACAGCCUUAUCCCAAUCAGCAAGUGACACCACCAGACGCACCACCGUAUCAUCUGCCGCUACAAAAUUUGCAACCCUAUCAAAAAGUACCACCCUCUCAGCUGUUUCAGGCUUCACUUCCCCCGCCACCAACACAGAUGUAUCAACCACCACCUCAACUGUAUCAACCACUAGCCCCGCAUCUUCCUCAAGGGCCACAGAACUACCACAUGGGAGCACAAUUACCACAACCACAACCACAACAGCAACAGCAACAGCAACCACAGUAUCCAUAUUAUGCCCCACAACAUCAGAGGUUAUCCAUUUCAGUUUCUCCUAAAAAUCCACAUAAAUCAUAUCAGCAGCAGCAGCAGCAGCAGGGUCAAGGGCAACAAUCAAGUUCCCAUCUUGAAACCAAUCCAAUGUAUCAUACCGGCUCUUCCUCAUAUCAGCAAGUUUCUUCAACUGGCGUAAAUCCCGAUAAUGGUUUGAGGGGACUUCUAGGGUCUCAUGGAGGUAUGGGAUCGUUACCGCCCUCGCAACGUAAAACACAAAGAGACUCUUCCAGUGCUCACACCCAACACCCACCACUACAAACGCACUCAAGUGAACCAGCUUAUUAUAGUAGUGCAUCACAAGUGCCACAAUUUGACCAGAGUCAUCGCCCACCAUCUUUUUCUCAGAGUGAAAGCUUUGAGCGGGAAGAAUCAAGGUCUGGCCCUCAAGCAGGGUCAAACGCUGCCAAAUUCCAGACAAAAAGUCAAUCCGUUGCACUGGUGGAAGAAGCCCAUCAGCCAGGGCUGAAGAGACCCAGUAUCCUCACACCAGACUCACCUGCAUUAUAUACUAUUGAUAAACCGAGAUCCAACUCGAUUCCCAAGUUUCUUCAGCCGUUACUUUCUUUUCCGCUGUCACUUGACAAGGAAAAACAUGCUGGCGGCUCCAAAGUAGCUCAAGACAUUGGUGGUGCUAGUGGUGAGAAUGCGGAAUCAGCUACGAGAAGAACACGCAAACCAAAGGUUUCUGCUCUGACCAAAUUGAAGAGUAAAGCUGAAUCAAAUGCAAUUAUCGAUGAAGAAAUUGCCGAUGAAGUGGGGAACGAAGUCGAUUUACUGGAGUCGAAAGAUGGUGUUUCCAAUCAAGCAGGUAAAAGCUGCAUUUUGUUGAACGACAAAUCGGGUACAUUCAGGUACAUGGGUGAAACAAGCCCACUUUCUGUCUUGUACGAAACGAGAAACAUUUUUUACCUGUACGUGGGGAAGACCAAAUUGACGGAAGAUUUACGUGGGUGUCCCGUUGUUGAUAAACCCAAUGAGAUUAGGGCCGAGGUAGUGGUGCAUUUACCCUCAUCUCGAGAAAGAAAUGUCUACAUUGAACAGUUCAAACGGAACAUUAAUGACACUUUUUUCAUUUACGAUAUGGACAAGUUUUGUCGUGAGAUUGUUGACCCAGUGUAUCUUGAUCCUACAAAUGUCGAAAAUCAAACAAAACUAGUUCAGUUGUAUUUGGUUUUGUCCAUUGGUGCAACGUAUUUUGCUUUCAAGAACAAAGAUCCCGUGGCUGACUUGGGGGCUCGUUAUUUUGAAUCGGGUCUUUUGGUGUUUAGAUCGCUUUCCGAAGAUUCAGAAAUGUGGUGUGUGAUUACCCAUUAUUUACAGUUCCACUACUAUCAAUCCAUAUUGAAGAAAUCAACCGCAUGGAUUCAUUUGAAUUUGGCGAUAAAGUUUGCUCAAUCACUCGGGUUGCAUCGUAAUUUUAUUAACGAGCAAUUCUCCAAAUUGACUGAUGAGUGUGAGUAUAGAAAACGAAUCUUUCGGAGCCUCUAUUGCAGCGACCGAAUCUCCUCGGUUUUUAUUGGCCGACCAUUGGCGAUAAAUGAUUAUGAUUGGGAUGACCCAACAAGAUACAAGCAAUCAAAAUCGUUGAUUUCAUCUAGUCUCAGUUUCAAUGGUAAGUGUCAAAUUGAAUUGACGAGAAUCAGUCAUUUGAUUGGCAAGAUUGUUGCCAAUUUCUACCAGAAUAGAAUAAUUGAUAUCGAUAGAACUAAGAAUUUGGCAGUUCAGUUAAAAUUGUGGUCCAAGAACCUAGAUCCAUUACUUGCAGUAGAAAAUUUGUUUAAACCACACGGAAUCCCGCAUGAUGAGGAUGGUGGCAACACUCAAAUUGUUUUGAUGAUGCAUUUGCUACAAUUGUUCGCUAUUAUGUUGCUUUGUCGGCCACUUUUCAUGUACGAUGCUGUAUCUCAUGUCAAUACCGCUUUCCCCAAAACCAACACCUUGAAGGACAAGUCGACUUCGAGGCAAUUCAUUCAAGCAGCUACAAAAGCGUCGAUUUUGGCUAUUAAGUUGAUGAACCAUUACAUCAGCACCACUUUCAAGGAGGUUAAACGAAUGGAAUGCUACAUCAUAAUAACGUGUUGUUUCUAUAGUUCCAUUUUCAUUGGCAUCAGUGUUUUGAAUGGUAACUACCAGUUCGAAGCUGAGGGAGGAGAGGAUGAAGAGUCAGUAACUUAUACUGAAACUGAAAUGAUGAAUUUGUUGCACAACGCAGUACAUAUCUUGAGACACUACUCAACUUGUAACAAAGGUGCUGAAAGGUAUGCUGAAAUCGGCUCAGACUUAAUCGGCGCCUUGGCCAAUAGACACAAACAGAGAACGACAAGAACAAGUGCCGACGAAACAAUCAAUACCGGCGAGAGCAAUGCUAAUUCGGCGACAUCACUUGCCGAGGUAGACGAAGUGUUCAACUAUUUCAACUUCACAGAUGAUGCUAAUGCACAAGAUUUGCAAAAUUUGAUCGAUUUUCAACAAUUUUUCGUGUCACUGGAUAUAACCAGUGGCUCUAUUCCAGAUUCUAGUAAUAUGCCAUAUGAUUAUGGCAAUUAUGAUUUAUUUUUUGGUGAUAAAUAUUAA